AUUGAACCAUCGUACGACUCCAUAGUCAUUUGUUUGCUAUUCACUUAUUAUCCUCGGUACCUUGACCGUAGACGAACAACACCAGACCGCCUUCAAGUGUGAAUAUUCCUUGGAAAAGAAAGAAGAUUGUCCUCUGUUUCAGUGAGGAGAAUACUUUGACUUUUCCCUUCUGGCAUUUCUUGAGCAGAGAGCGGGAAAUAAUGGCAACGUUGGAACAACCGAACCCGCCCACGAAAGAGCAGUGGGAUCAACUAUGUCAAGAUGUCAAGAGUAACUUGAUGCAAGAGAUGGGAUCCGACACUUGGUAUUUGAUCAUUGCCACAGCUAUAACCGUCUCUCCACGACCACACCUCCUCGCCGACUUCUGGAAGUACCUCACCAGUCACGACUCCUCCUUCAGCACUCCCGACUCGAAAUCUCGCCUCUCCAAACGCCUCGGUGACUUGCUCUACAAACAACUCACACUAUCCGGUGCUCCGCAAGUCCUCAGCGCACUCAUCCCCCUGGCCAAAGUUCAAAUGCCCGAGGGUGAGACCUCUCAAAGAGGAGAAUUAGAGAUUGAUUCAUGGUCCGAUACUACCCUUCCAAAUCUACACGCACGAGGGGUCGAGACCAUCACCUCAAUCUACGGAACUCUGUGGCCCCGGAUCUUCAACACCUUCGGCCCUUACCGCAAGGACAUGGGUCUACACGAACUGACCGUCGUGUACGGUUUGUAUCUGUCCGACUUUACACACCUGUCACCUCUCGAGACCGAGACGAUCGCAUACACAAACAUCACGUGCCAGGGCCUCGCGGGUCCCAGUCUCUGGCACGUCCGAGGCCUGGGCAGGGUGUUGGGGGCGAGGGGUACCGACGAGACGAGCAUGAAGGUCGGACGGGCCAAGGACGUCAUUCGAGGCGUCAAGGUCGCCGUCGCCACCGUGGUCGAGUUUGUGGGAGACGAGUUCGUCAAGAGGAGUAGACUCGACGGGGGCGUGGACGGAACCCAAGGGUGGCCGAAUGUCGGGGACGUCUCUAGAGAGUUGGGAGGAUGGGGAGAUGAUGAAGAAGAGACCAAUAAGACCAAAUGAGCCUGACUGGUGAUGGAGCUAGAGUCCUUCUUUGAGGAGAUAGACAAGUUAUCUAGAUGCAAGACCUGAAGUAGGGCAAAGGCGAGGCAGGGCAAGGUAGCCCAGCCUUUGUUGUCGGUGAUGAAUGAUGAAG
Exophiala oligosperma is the source of this 1206-nucleotide messenger RNA. RefSeq lists its product as uncharacterized. The record is from RefSeq and is a predicted model, not a curated record. Lineage: Eukaryota; Fungi; Ascomycota; Eurotiomycetes; Chaetothyriales; Herpotrichiellaceae. The transcript is spliced from 3 exons. The coding region runs from base 201 to 1073 and encodes 290 amino acids.